Neolamprologus brichardi is the source of this 1788-nucleotide messenger RNA. It is a transcript of the gene srsf9, whose product is annotated as serine and arginine rich splicing factor 9. The record is from RefSeq and is a predicted model, not a curated record. NCBI's taxonomy places the organism in Eukaryota, Metazoa, Chordata, Actinopteri, Cichliformes, Cichlidae. Gene Ontology annotation, molecular function: mRNA binding. Gene Ontology annotation, cellular component: nucleus; cytoplasm.
GAAGAAGAACGCAGCCAUCUCCCGUAAAUGUGCUAACUUACGCGGAAGCAGCAGAGUGUGCUAACUGGUUGCAUUAAUUCUACAAACAGGCACAUUUACCUGCUCUAAAAGUUUUCAGGCUUGGAUCCGAAGUCCUGUGCCAUUUUUUUCCUUGAGCCCAUCAUUUACUACUAUCACGGCUUCAUCCCUUCUUUAAAGCUUUAUUCUUGUGUAAAUUAAGGAAUUGUCUGCGGAUGGACUAAGUUUUGGAUUGGGACUAGGAAUAGGAUUAAGGACCACUUCCACAGCUAUUUGUGAAAGCAAGAAGUGAUCUCUAAAAGUCUGCAGGUGCCCCCCUUCUUUUGUGUCAGCAGUGUCGCCUACUCAGCCAACAUGUCUGAUGGCCGGAUCUAUGUGGGGAAUCUUCCCAUGGAUGUCCAGGAGAGAGACAUUGAGGAUCUCUUCUACAAAUAUGGAAAAAUUCGUGAAAUAGAAUUGAAGAACAAUAGAGGCACUAUCCCUUUUGCCUUCGUCCGAUUUGAAGACCCACGGGAUGCAGAUGAUGCGGUCUAUGGAAGGAAUGGAUAUGGAUAUGGGGACUCCAAGCUGCGUGUGGAGUAUCCCCGUUCUAAACCUGGCCCAAUGGGAGGUGGUGGAGGAGCACCUAGAGGAAGGUUUGGACCCCCAACUCGAAGAUCUGAAUUCCGGGUCAUAGUGUCUGGACUGCCACCAUCUGGAAGCUGGCAAGAUCUGAAGGAUCACAUGCGGGAAGCAGGAGAUGUCUGUUUUGCAGAUGUGCAGCGUGACGGAGAGGGUGUAGUGGAAUUUCUCCGUAGAGAGGACAUGGAGUAUGCACUGCGUAGAUUGGAUGGGACAGAGUUCCGUUCACAUCAGGGGGAGACGGCUUAUAUCCGUGUGUAUGAGGAAAGAGGUACUCCCAACUGGGAUCGAUCACGAUCCCGUUCCAGAUCCAGAGGUCGCUAUUCUCCUUACUAUAACAGAAGAUCUCCCCCUGCGCGCUACCAGUCGCCCCCACGCCAUGCUAUGUCACGGCAUAGCCCACCUCCGAGAAGACACCUUCCGCCACACCACAGCCCACCACCUCGUCAUUAUCGGUAGAAAGUCGCAUCAUUUAGAGGAAUUGGAUGAUUAUUUUUUUUGGUUUGUUUUUGUAAUUCUACAUUUGAUUUUUUUUGUUUUUGCUUUGUUUUUUAAAAACCUCAGGCCUCCUCAUAGCACACACCAUUUUUAUUUCUUGAUUAAAAACAUUCCAUGGUCAGGAACCCCUGAACAACCUGCUCCUCCCCACAGUCUUGUUUUUUUGGGGGAGUUUUUUUUGUUUGUUAAACACCCAUACGUUAUCCGGAAACAGAAUUAUGUGUUAAUUUUUUGUGAGAUAACCAUUUGACCAUUAUGUAACAUAUUGGAGGUUUCUUUUAUAAAGAAAUUCGGGAGUGUGAUGUCAAACAUUUAAAACAAAGUACACAUUUCUGCAGUCCUGCUUCUUGAAUUGACAUAAUUUUAUUUUUCAUGUGUCACAUCUUGGUAGCUUUAAGUAUGAAAGGGUGCGUUUUCUGUUUGGCCAAACCAAGAACCCAUAAAACUAAUCAGUAUAGUAAAAUUAGUGAACCCUUUUAGUGUAACACGUUGACUGUGAGACUUAAUUGUCCUUUGGGUUUGUUUUCGGUUUUUUCUUUGUACGUGUAGGCCGCUGACCGAGGUGGUCUAAAUGUAGAUUAUAAUUUGUAUGCAUCUCUAUCGUUUUUGGGGGGUUUUUCUUUACCAAUAAAAUGCAAACUUUUACUGUGA